Messenger RNA from Alternaria rosae, 2573 nucleotides. RefSeq names its product choline dehydrogenase. The record is from RefSeq and is a predicted model, not a curated record. The transcript has 2 exons. Lineage: Eukaryota; Fungi; Ascomycota; Dothideomycetes; Pleosporales; Pleosporaceae. Bases 471 to 2102 code for a protein of 543 amino acids. Gene Ontology annotation, molecular function: oxidoreductase activity, acting on CH-OH group of donors; flavin adenine dinucleotide binding.
GCGCGCCAUAUCUACGUCGUCGCCGGCACCAUCAUAGUCGUUGUUGGACCCAAUUGAUCAAACUUACUCACUACCUGCUUACAGCGUGCUCUAAGUUUACUAUCGGCCCAUCGCGUAUCCAUCCUCGCGUACCCGUCGCAACAUCGCUGACGUCCUGAGGCGUUGGUUGAGCACGUGCACUCGUCCGGUCCAACCGUAAACGGCCCUAUUUAGCACAGUCUUAUCUGGAAGGCGAACGACACAUCUUGCAGCUGUGCACGACUCUUCAUUCCCCAGCCUCAUCGCCAGCUCACUUUUGCUGGUCCGACCUUCUGCCGACCGCCCGAUCGCGACGCCCGGCCCAUCUAGACAACAUCGUCUCCUUCGAGCGAUAGUCCGGUUGGAUAUAUAAGCUUGCCCUGACGUGAAAAGCUCUCUUCAGCAGAAGUAUAUUCUCGCCAUCACCCCAAGCACACCACCCACACGCAACAAUGGCUUUCGAGACCGUGACCUCCAUUCCCAAGGAUGCCGAGUAUGACUUUGUCAUUGUCGGAGGAGGCACAGCUGGCUGUGUCAUUGCCUCGCGACUUACCGAAUAUCUCCCCAACAAGAAGGUCCUCUUGAUUGAGGCCGGCCCAAGCGACUUCAUGGACGACCGUGUGCUGCUGCUCAAGGACUGGCUCAACCUUCUCGGAGGGGAGCUCGACUACGACUACGGCACCACCGAACAGCCCAAUGGCAACUCACACAUCCGACACUCACGUGCAAAGGUCCUUGGUGGCUGCUCAUCACACAACACCCUCAUCUCCUUCAGGCCGUUUGAGUACGACUGCAAGCGAUGGGAGGCCCAAGGCUGCAAGGGCUGGAGCUUCAAGACCUUCAUGCGUGUGCUUGACAACCUGCGCAACACCGUGCAGCCUGUUCACGAGAAGCACCGCAACCAGCUCUGCCUCGACUGGAUCGACUCCUGCUCCACUGCCAUGGACAUUCCCGUGAUCCACGACUUCAACCACGAAAUCAAGACCAAGGGCGCCCUCAAGCCUUCCGUCGGUUUCUUCUCAGUAUCAUAUAACCCCGACGAUGGCCGCCGGAGCAGCGCUAGUGUCGCCUACAUCCACCCCAUUCUCCGCGGUGAGGAGAAGCGCGACAACCUGACUGUUCUCACCAACGCGUGGGUCAGCAAGGUCAAUGUCAACGGCGACAAGGUCACCGGCAUCGACCUCACAUUCCAGAGCGGCGAGAAGCGCACACUCAACCCCAAGUGUGAGACUAUUCUCUGCGCAGGCGCAGUCGACACCCCGCGACUGAUGCUCCUCUCCGGUCUUGGUCCCAAGCAACAACUUUCCGACCUCGGCAUCCCUGUCGUAAAAGACAUUCCCGGUGUUGGUGAGAACUUGCUAGACCACCCCGAGAGCAUCAUCCUCUGGGAGCUGAACAAGCCCGUACCCGCGAACCAGACCACUAUGGACUCUGACGCUGGUAUCUUCCUGCGCCGUGAAAUUCCAAACGCAGCAGGUGGUGACGGCGACAUCGCCGACAUCAUGGCUCACUGCUACCAGAUUCCCUUCUGCCUCAACACUGCUCGCAUGGGUUACGACUCCCCCAUCGACGCAUUCUGCAUGACGCCCAACAUCCCCCGACCCCGCUCCCGCGGCCGCAUCUAUCUCACCUCAUCUGACCCCACCGUCAAGCCCGCGCUCGACUUCCGCUACUUCACCGACCCUGAGGGCUACGACGCAGCCACCAUCGUCGCCGGUCUGAAAGCCGCCCGCGAGAUCGCCAAGCAGGCACCUUUCUCCAACUGGAUCAAGCGCGAGGUUGCGCCCGGUCCCAAGGUCAACACCGACGAAGAGCUGUCCGAGUACGGUCGCCGCGUCGCGCACACUGUAUACCACCCCGCUGGCACAACCAAGAUGGGUGAUGUGACAAAGGACGAGAUGGCUGUUGUAGACCCCGAGUUGAAGAUUCGCGGUCUCAAGAGCGUCAGGAUUGCGGAUGCGGGAUGCUUCCCCGAGAUGCCCACCAUCAACCCUAUGUUGACAGUCUUGGGUAUCGGCGAGCGUGCCGCUGAGUUGAUUGCACAAGAGUGGGGAUGGAAGGGUCUCCAGAAGGAGAGGUUGUAGAAGCGCAUUUCAAGAGAAGUGCGUUGGUGGGUAGAUAUGUGUUGGUAAGCUGGUAAGAUAGCUGUAAGUUGAUAACAUAAUGAGUGACGACUUUGAACGGUCACCCCAAUGCGACAAUACCCUUUGCAGCAAGAUAUCAUAUAUGAAUUUGUAAGUGAGUCAAGUGCAUGUGUGAGUACACUGGAUAGGGGCCGGGUUUUUGCGACCGUCUGACUUGAUCGUCGUCAUGUUUCUCCCGAGCUCGACGUUUCUCCUAUUGACGCAUUACUGCCCGACCCCCUAGAUUGACGGAAGGGUAAGCUAUCUGGAUGCGUGAGCCAGAGGACGGACUGAGGCGUAAUUGCUAGUGACUCCAUCGUCCGCUGGCUUGUGCUUAUGUUGGAUUUGGCUUUGCACACUAUUGUUCAUGAGACGAAAGAUUGUGGCGAUGUUUUGUGAGCCUACUCGAACAGUAAAUAUAUCAUCAUCAGC